Molecule: messenger RNA, 792 nt
Organism: Peronospora farinosa
Lineage: Eukaryota; Oomycota; Peronosporomycetes; Peronosporales; Peronosporaceae
Source: the annotation of a GenBank genome assembly
AUGCCUCCGUCGGUGUUGUUACUCAAAGCAGCGGAUGAAAAGUACAAAACUGCUUUUAAACGAAUAAAUGAGUCUCAGCAAGGGAUGGAAGUUCAUUUUGCUGACGUCUUAACGUUUAAGUACCUCAAUACAGUGCAACUUUUAGAUGUAUUGACACACUUGGACCGUUAUUGUGGCAUCUUACUCACGAGUCCACGCAGUGCAAUUGCUGUAGUCAAUGUAGUCAAUGGACUGGACGUAGAAUCGAAACAGGAUGUAUUGGAGAAGCUACGCUCCACUUCCGUGUUUUCAGUGGGUACAGCCACGUCGCGAGAGCUGUUGCCGCUUGGUGUUGUCUGUAAGGGCGACGAUGCCGGCUCGGCGGAUAUGCUGUCUGACUAUUUGCACGAGAAUGGCAGUCUACCUGUAGAUUGCAAGGACAAGCCAAUGAUGUUUCUCUGUGGUAACAAGCGCCGUGAUGUUCUUCCUGACAGUUUUCGGUCUCGAGGUCUUUCACUAGAAGAGUUGAUCGUCUAUCAGACUUGCCCCGUACAGAACGUCGAGUUCCCUGUCAAAGUACCAGAUUGGAUUGUUUUCUUCAGUCCGAGCGGACUAAAAGUGGUGAAAGAUCUGCAUCUACCAUGGAAAUUGAUUCGCAAGGCCGCAAUCGGUAAGACAAGUGCCGCUGCACUCCACGACCACGCAGUAGCUACUGGACAAUCCUUCUGGGAAGCAGACGUGAUAGCACCCAAACCCAAGCCAGAGUCUCUGGCUGAUGCCAUCUUCACCUUUCAAGACAACCACAAGUUGUGA